AACGCACUGUAGUAUUUCGACGGUCAUGCAGGCUUUGUCCGCGCAUCAAUUCUGGACUAUCUCUAUUCUGGAAGCUAUCUCAUGCCUUAGGGUUCAGCCAACUCACGAAAAUUCACUUAAACAGUCACAUAGUCAAUAACCUAGGCAGCUCUAUUUAUGAUUAUCUUCGAUGUCCUUUCUGCACUGUCAGUUGCAAUCUGUAGCUGAUGUCAAGGACGACGGCGAAGCAUCCGUCUCAAGUCGCUCAUUUCAUACCAGACCAUGCUCAGAACGACACCUAGAAAAGCACAUAUGGCAGGAUCGCCGAAGUUCGAACCCUUUGUUUGCUGCUCUGUGCGAGUGCUCCGUACGUGAAUUUUGAUUAUGUUGUUGGAGUGUUAUGCGAAUUCAACAGGAUGUCUGGACAUGGGCCUUGGCUCUCAAUAACGAUACGGAUUAAGUGUUGAUCUGUGUCUGCGUGCCGGUUCAAAUGUCCAAGCUUUGUCUCUGUUUUGGAGGCUGACUGUCCGGGUUGUGGUGAAUGUCAGCCUCGACGGGACCGCCGAGAAGGUAUAAAAGUCACCCCAAUGCUGCUUGGUCGACCCUAUCCACCUUCGUUCACUACUCCCACAUACCACACUUUCUAAUCCCCAUCAUCAUUUGAAAUGAUGCGAUUCUUGUUCUUGCUUGCCCUCCUGCCUGCGGCAGUACUAUCCACUGCUGUUGAUUCCGAAUCGCUCUCGUUCUGCGAGUCCCCCACCGUCGUCUCUCAGUCAUACAUCGGCGAAGACAAGGACGUGAAGGUCGAGAACAUCCGCUGUGCUAACGAUCUCACCGCGCGCUCUGAUGUAGACAAGAGGGGUGGAUCCGUGAACAUCUGCGGCGCCCGCUGUACAACGAAGUGCUUCCAACCUGCUGGAGGAGGACCUAAUCCUUUUGACUGUAAGGUCAUUGCUAACUUGUUAGACAAGAAUCGAAAAAACGACAACAUCUUCACUAUCCCAGCCGGUAAUUCCGUAAUCAAAAUGCAAUAUCGCUCGUGCACGACCUAUUUCGCCAACAAGGCUGGCAUUGAUGAACAAUACUGCCUCAGUGACUGGGGCUCACUUACUGAGUCUAUUGCGUUCGAUUGUCAGGCUCAACAGAACGCUCAUGGCGGUGAAUGCGUUGCAAACGACAAUAGAUGGUACAUACAAGUUCAGACUUCUUAGCUAUGAUAUGGCUUACUCCCUUUUCGUUUCUUUGUGGCUGUAUUCUUUUGGACCGUCAAUGGACUGACUAUACAUAGGCUGAGCCUCAUCUUUUAUAUCUGUAGAGCAGCGUAGUGGUUAUGUUAUCAAUCUUCUAAUGCGCAUCCUUC
Messenger RNA from Somion occarium, 1339 nucleotides. The record is from the annotation of a GenBank genome assembly. NCBI's taxonomy places the organism in Eukaryota, Fungi, Basidiomycota, Agaricomycetes, Polyporales, Cerrenaceae.